This is a messenger RNA of Clarias gariepinus (North African catfish), 6067 nucleotides long. RefSeq names its product ribosomal protein S6 kinase, polypeptide 4 (gene rps6ka4). NCBI's taxonomy places the organism in Eukaryota, Metazoa, Chordata, Actinopteri, Siluriformes, Clariidae. The transcript has 18 exons. Gene Ontology annotation, molecular function: ATP binding; magnesium ion binding; protein serine/threonine kinase activity. The record is from RefSeq and is a predicted model, not a curated record. The coding region runs from base 956 to 3292 and encodes 778 amino acids. Gene Ontology annotation, biological process: regulation of DNA-templated transcription; protein phosphorylation; intracellular signal transduction.
GUAACCUAGUCCUCAACGCUGUUCUUUUGGCUCACUAGAAUUGAGGGCAGUAAUUUGGUGUUUUGGACGGAGCCCAGCCCGGGGAGCGGCUGCGCCAGGAUGGAACCAGUUCUGGGUGUGAACUCGACGCUAAAACAACUUCCCUUUCCAACCUUCCCGACGGCGCCGCUGAAAACAUUUCGGCUUCCGUAGCUGAAGUAGCUCAUAGUGUAGACUUUUUUCCCCCCUUCCAUUCCAAUUAUUUAAUAUUUUAAUUCAUUUGGUUUGUUACUUUUGUUGUAUUUUUCAAGCGAAGCGACGGGGUAUUUUUUUUCUUUAAAAAAUGAGCGUUAAAGAGAAAUGUCAUGGAGUUUUAAUUUUAAAGUGUCAGGACCAAGAGGAGAGCCUGUUAGCGUCGGUGUUAGCUUCACGGCUAGCGCGUCCGUGCACUUAAUGCUAAUUGUUUAGGUGUUAAUGCUAACGCUAGCAUUGAUAAAUGUCGUGUAAAGUGCUGAAUGAAUGAUAAUAAUUUAUUAAUCAAUUAAUUAAUAAUAUAAGAAAAAAAGAGGGGUUUCUGUGUGGGUGGUUUGGACAUAGGUUCGCUGUGUUUGUUUAACAGUUUUUAAGCUUAGCCGAUAGCUUGAAGUAGGAAAUACGGUCCGCAAAUAACUGUUUCUUUUCGGUGUCUACUUGUUUAAAAACAAACAAACGAUUUAAGUCAGGAUCAGGAGUGAUUUUUUUUUGUUUAAAUCCGAAAUCUAAAAUAUAAUGGAAGAGUUUGUGUGUUGACGGAUUUAUUUGAGAGGAGAAAAAUAAAUAACAAGCACUAUGAGCCUGAUCACACGGAUUUACGCUGAUGCUUGAUGGUCUUAGACACUCGGUUGCGGUUGUAAAUAAGCCCGGUUUAUAUAGAUGGUUGUACACCGGAAGAGAACUCUGUCCAAAUCCGUGAACACUGAAUUUCAGCAGCAGCAACAUGUCUGGAGAGAGCAGCGGCAGCAGCAGCAGUGAAGACUCGGACAGAGAGAGCAGGAAGAAAACCUGCACCGUCAAACAUGAGAUCACCACCGCGAACCUCACAGGACACACUGAGAAAGUUGGCAUGGAGAACUUUGAACUUCUCAAAGUGCUCGGCACUGGAGCCUAUGGAAAAGUCUUCCUAGUCCGGAAGAUCAGUGGCCACGAUGAAGGCAAACUUUAUGCCAUGAAGGUUCUGAAGAAGGCAGCGAUCGUUCAGAAAGCGAAGACGGCAGAGCACACACGGACAGAGAGGCAGGUUCUUGAACACAUUCGCCAGUCGCCUUUCUUGGUCACUCUGCACUACGCCUUCCAGACCCAGACCAAACUCCACCUUAUCCUGGAUUAUGUGAGCGGAGGAGAGAUGUUCACUCACCUUUACCAGCGUGAUCACUUUUCUGAGGAUGAGGUGCGAAUCUACAUAGGAGAAAUCGUGCUCGCGCUGGAGCACUUGCACAAGCUUGGCAUCGUGUAUCGGGACAUUAAGCUGGAGAACAUUUUGUUGGAUAGCGACGGUCAUGUGGUGCUCACGGAUUUUGGCCUGAGUAAGGAGUUUUUGGAGGAGGAGAAAGAGAGGACGUACUCAUUCUGUGGCACCAUUGAGUACAUGGCCCCAGAAAUCAUCAGAGGAAAGACCGGCCAUGGCAAGUCAGUAGAUUGGUGGAGUUUGGGGAUCCUCAUGUUCGAGUUGUUGACUGGUGCGUCCCCUUUCACCUUGGAGGGCGAGAGGAAUUCGCAGAGCGAGGUGUCCAAGCGAAUUCUACGCUGCGAGCCUCCUUUCCCGUCUAUAAUCGGGCCGGUGGCUCAGGACCUCAUCAGGAAGCUCCUGGUAAAAGACCCACAUAAGAGACUGGGGUCUGGGCCCAGAGGAGCCGAGGAUAUUAAAAGUCAUCCUUUCUUCAAGAGUUUAAAUUGGGCCGAUCUGGCGGCGAAGAAGGUCGCGAGCCCGUUCAAGCCAGAGCUGCGUAAUGAGCUGGACGUGGGGAAUUUUGCUGAGGAAUUCACAGGCAUGGAGCCGGUCUACUCCCCUGCUAGCACCCCGCCCAGCACUGACCGUCUCUUCCAGGGCUACUCAUUUGUAGCUCCAUCCAUCUUGUUCAACAAGAACGCAGUGAUGGGAGAUUUCUUAGACGCUCCAGUGAGUGUGGAGCGACCCGGCUCUGCUACGGUUCAGCGCAGCGCCAUGUUAAAGGAGUCCCAGUUUUUCCUGCAUUACGAGCUGUGUCUUCAGGAGCCACCACUGGGCGAGGGCAGCUUCUCCAUCUGCAGGAGGUGCAGGCACAAGCAGACCGGCCAGGAGUAUGCGGUUAAAAUCGUCAGCCGCAGGAUGGAGGCCAUGACUCAGCGGGAGAUCGCCGCACUUCGACAGUGUGAAUCUCAUCCCAACAUAGUCACCCUCCAUGAGGUCUACACCGAUCAGUUCCACACAUACAUGGUCAUGGAGCUUCUGCGUGGGGGUGAGCUGCUGGAGCGACUGAAGAAAAAGAAGCUGUUCGCCGAAGGGGAGGCUAGUCAGCUGAUGAAGAGCCUGGUGUCAGCCGUCAGCUUCAUGCACGAGGCCGGAGUCGUGCACCGAGACCUCAAGCCAGAGAACGUCCUUUUUGCAGAUGAAGCCGAAGACUCGUUGCUGAAAGUGAUCGAUUUUGGGUUUGCGCGCCUGUUUCCCGCAGGCAGCGCUCCUCUGCAGACGCCGUGCUUCACCCUGCAGUACGCUGCACCCGAACUCUUUCACAAAUCCGGAUACGACAAGGCAUGCGACCUUUGGAGCCUUGGAGUCAUCCUGUACACCAUUCUGUCCGGACAAGUGCCAUUCCUAAGUGAAAAGAAAGGAAUGACCUCAUCGCAUGCUGCUGACAUCAUGCACAAGAUUAAAGAAGGAGACUUCUCAUUGGAUGGCGAGGGUUGGAAAGGCGUGUCUGAGGAGGCCAAAGAUCUAGUCAGAGGUUUGCUUACAGUGGACCCAGAGCGGCGACUCAAGCUUUCAGAUCUGAAAGAGAACGCGUGGCUGCAGGGCGGAGGAGUGUCCUCCACCCCCCUGUGCACGCCUGACGUCCUGGAGUCCAGCGGCCCCACCGUCCGCACCUACGUCAAUGCCACGUUCAAGGCGUUUAACAGAGGCAAGCGAGAGGGUUUCUUCCUGAAGAGCGUGGACAACGCACCACUGGCCAAACGCCGCAAGCUGAAGAUGACUAGCACGGGCGUGGAGACGCGGCGCAGCUCUUCGUCCUCAUCUUCCUCAUCUUCCUCGUCAGCUUCUCUGGUUAAGGCCCAGAACCCGGACGACCCGAAACUGUGACUUAAACCUGUUUGAUGUCCAUCACCUCAGCUUUCACGCCGUCUUGACAUCUAAAUCCAGAAAGUGAGGUCACUGGGGAGAACGAUAGAGAGAGAUUCUGAAACAAAAGAUGAAAUAAGCCUGGUUGAGACUGAUCAAUAGACAGUCGUUUAACUAAAUACGACUGGAAAGUUCAUCAUGUAUGAAUCUAUAGCAGGAUCAAGCGGCAGAUUUGAUGAAGCUCAGUGACUCAUUGUUUUUAAGUGGACUCCGAUGUUUUAAUACGACGCGAGCGUAUCGAUCUGAUUGAAUGUACACACUUUUAAUGAAAUGUUACCUUGUGCGACGGUGCGCAAAAAGCGUUUUUUUAAGCGAGAAAUGUUAUUUUUCAAAAGGGAAAUGGAGAUAUAACAAGGCUAGGAUGCCGGGACAGAAAAGCCAUAUGGGAUUGAAGGGAAUUUUCUCUCUUUUUUUUUUUUUUUUUUUUUUAAAUAAGUAUAUUUAAAAAAGAAAUGCAUAUUUGUCACUGUACAAAUUGACAUCUACAGAGAACAGCUUUAUAUGAAUCAUAUACUGUAUACAUUAGGAUGAAUAGUGAAUGUCGGCGUUUGUCACGAGAACGUGCUCAAUGGCAAUAUAUGCAUGAGGUUAUUUAUUUUUUAAAAGCUGAAUCACAUGAUUUAAAAAAUAAGCGACUUGAAAAAUCGUCAUCAACUCUUUAGCAAAAGUCUUUAGUUCUAAACCUCGAGUGCUUAAUCGCUUGACUGGUGCUACUUCAUGUACGAGGAGGAGGAUGAUUUGAGCAUUAGGAUGUCGCUGUAAUGUUAAAGGUGCAAUAGGUAGGAAAACCUGAACAAUACUUUUUGCUUCCUUUUUUUUUUGUGCUUUUGUGCCUUUUUUUUUCGUGCUUGAUUUGUGUAUGGUCUGUAGUUUUCGUUACAACGUUGUAGCAUUUUUAUCAGUCUCUUUAACCAAAAGUGAGCAUUUCGUUUCGUGAUACUUUUAGAUUUAAAAGCAUAACUCCUACUUAUUGCAUCUUUACCGUCUGUCUGUUAGUUUGUGCAUCUUAUAAUAAGUGACUCGUGUGUGAACUUGCAUGCCAGCUCUGUAAAAUCCUCAAAACAAAAACAGAGGAUUUUUUUGUUUUUGGCUUUAGACACACUCUACUUGAACAGCAACAAAAAUUCCACCACCUCUUCUUUGCAAAAAUCGGGGCUCACCUGCCUUCCUUUGAAAUGUUUAAAGGGCUUCAGCACACUUGCGUCUGAAGUGUGUGUUCUCCAACACUGUGAGAGACAGAAAGCAUCAAGAAGCGAAGCUGUCUUUCACUUUUCAUUUUUUCCCCUCUCUCUCAUCCCAAGUCCCAUCUCUUUAGGAGCUGCUGGAAAGGAUGAAUCUCAUGGUUUUUUUCUUUUUCUUUCUGGAGUCUGGUGAUCUCAUAACAGCGACUGAAAGAAUGCAGACUAAGAGACCAGAAUGGACAGAUUGAAUAAAGAGCGUGAAGUCACUGAGGACACUCAUUAACCAUUCAUGAGGUUUGGGAUACCGUGAUGCCGCUGUCUGUCUGUGCCGUGUUGUCCCGAAAUGCAGCAUUCUUCUCAUUUUCAAUGCCAAAAAUAAUCCUCCAGCAAGGACACGCUGGUCAUCGUCCUGACGCGAUGACAACUUUGUCAGAUGCACUUGGCUUUGAAGGGCCCAAAGCGGCGUUCAAAGCACUAGCACACUCUGGGGUGUUCACUUUUUUUUCUUCUUUUUUUUUUCCAUUUAGCCUCUGUGUCAACAUCUGGAAAAUAAUGUGAACAAUCGAAACAUGGUUUGAGUUUUGAAUUGCUUUUCUGAUCUAUUCGAUCUUCAAUCUAUUCGAUUUUCAGUGUUUCAAAUGUGACGAUGCCAAACAAAUUCCAGUCCGCCGCAUUUAAGGACACUUUUCAUAAUUCUAACUGAUAAACACACUGAUAAUACACUUUAACAUGUCCUUUUUUUCUUUUCUUUUUUUAAAAAAUUGAAUCCUUCAAUGUUUCUACUUUGAUGAUGUCGCACAAGUUGAGAUUGAGUCUGAUGACGUGUUUCCAGCUUAAAAAGAAACGGCGUCUCACAUCUUCAAUAUUUAUUACGUUUUAUUCUGCUGUGUUAUUUUGAGUAAUGGCUUCGGCUUCCUGCCUGCUUUAUUUGGGAUCUGUGCGAUUUCGUGCGUCUAUUUUUAGUGAUGUACUUUUUCGCCGUAAGGAACAUCCUAUUCUUUGCUCCGACGAGUCCUGCACACUGCACUAAAAAAACAAAAAACAAAAAUAGUAUUAAUGGAAAUAAUCAUGGAAAAUGUUCAUGGUUUCGAUCACAAAGCGUUUAUUUGUUGUAAUGAUGAUUUUGAUUGUCUUUGGUUUCUCUUGUUGGUGUUUUGAGUCCUUUAUAUGUAUCUUAUGUUUUAAUUUCUGAAUUUGCAUGUUUUACUAUUUUACAUUUUUAUAUAACGAUUGGUGUUUCGUCUUCUGAUAAUACGGUUGUUUUUAUAAAAAAAAAAGAGCAUUAUGAAACUGAUAUCCAAUGCACUGUUUGAAGGCAAAAUGAGAGACUCCUUUUUUUCCCCCCAAAAUUGAAAACACUGUUAAAACUUUAACAUAAAAUAUAAAUCACUUCACUAUUCUUAAAUAUCCUCUAGCCUCUUAUUUGACUGUGAUAUUACACCUGUAAUAUUUUGAAACAUUUAAUUUUAUUACUAUUAUUUUAAAAGUUGAAUUAGGGUUAAGAACGUUCAUACCACUUCAUUUCCAUUUCAGAUUAAAUAUCUUCAUACACAAA